This is a messenger RNA of Penicillium chermesinum, 1359 nucleotides long. RefSeq lists its product as uncharacterized. The record is from RefSeq and is a predicted model, not a curated record. Lineage: Eukaryota; Fungi; Ascomycota; Eurotiomycetes; Eurotiales; Aspergillaceae. Gene Ontology annotation, molecular function: transmembrane transporter activity. The transcript is spliced from 2 exons. Gene Ontology annotation, biological process: transmembrane transport. Bases 1 to 1359 code for a protein of 452 amino acids.
AUGGUCGCCUCUGAGGAGCCAAGCAGUGCGCAUGGCCCCAGUCCCGUGGAUGAGUCGACCGCCCUCCUAAGGUCCGGCACGGCUACGAACGGUGAUUUACGAACAGCAGAUCACCCCAAUGGCUCGUCCGAAGGUGACUCUAGCCAGACCGAUGGAAAGCCGCUAGACAAGAUCCAGAUCUUACUUCUCUGCUAUGCCCGCGUGCUCGCAUUUUCGUUGUUCGGUGUGACGGUCGCCACAGGCCUUUUCGGCUUCGCUAAAACCAUCCCGCAAAUGAUAUUGUUCCGAUGUCUGGCCGGCGUCUUUGCAGGAACCAUCGUCACGGUCCGGACGAUGAUAGCCGAGCACAGCACUCCCAAGACCCAGGCCCGAGCAUUCAGCUGGUUCGCCUUCGCCGGAAACCUGGGAAUCUUCCUCGGGCCGCUCAUCGGAGGCGCCCUUGCAGACCCGGCACACCAGUACCCAGAUACCUUCGGAAAUGUUGAACUCUUCCUGCGCUUCCCAUACGCGCUUUCAAGCCUGGUGAUUGCCCUUAUAUCGGCCACAGCCGCGGUUUUCACAGCCCUCUUUGUCCGUGAGACGCUGGUGAAGGAACCGGAGACGACAGCCGAAAGCAACGAAGAGUCUGCAUCGGAUACCCCAGUCAAGAGCGUCAAUCUUUCCACAACGGAGCUUUUAAAGUCACCCGGCGUAGCUAUCGUGCUGUACGUCUACCUCCACACCAUGGUCCUUGCAAACGCUUUCACGGCUAUCAUCCCCGUGUUCUGGUACAUCCCUCCAAAGCUCGGGGGGUUUGGCUUCAGUGCCCGGCAGAUUUCCCUCAUGAUGGGCCUCAACGGUUUCGCACAAGCUUCGUGGCUGCUGUUGAUCUUCCCUGUCCUGGCACGGCGAGUCGGCUCAGAUGGCGUCAUGCGGAUAUGUGGAAUCGCCUACCCAAUCUUCUUCAUGUGCAACCCUGCCGCGAGUGCCCUAUUGCGUAUUAACACCGAAGUGUCCACCACGGCAUUCUGGGUCUUUGCUCCUAUCGCACUAGCACUCGGCAGCGGUGUGGCGAUGAGCUUCACGGCUAUUCAGCUUUCCUUGAACAAUAUUUCACCUUCGCCGCGGGUGCUAGGGACGCUGAAUGCACUGGCUUUGACCGGGAGUUGUGUUGUGAGGGCUUUCAUUCCUGCCCUUUUCACUACUCUGUUUGCUCUCGGGGCAAGGACUCAGUUCCUGAGAGGCUAUGCUAUCUGGGUCUUGAUGUCUUUGAUUGCUGGCGGAUUUGCUAUUGUAGUGCGAUAUCUUCCAGAGUCGGCCGAGACUCGUGAUCGUCGUCUUAAACGGGAGAGCCGGGAAAUAGUAGCGGCAUCUGGAUAA